UUGACGGUUGUUUAAUGUUGUGUUUUGCAUUAUUUGCGGUGAUAAUUUUUAACUAUAAAAAUUUCCAUAAUUUAUAAGGAAAACCAAAGUUAAUUUGAAACACAGAAUUCCCACGAGUUACCGGUUUUUUCCAUUUUCCAUAUCUCUAAUAACCUUCGCGGUUUAGUUGCUAUUUGUGUCACCAUUGAUAAAAAGUGAGAGUUGUUGCUGUAGGUUCGCACACAUCAGUAACUCAUUUUACACCCUGUUGCGACCAGCGCAGCCCGUUUAGUUGUCUGUGACCUGCGGAUCAAUUAAGACGUGAAAAUGGCUAGUGGAAGAAUCGUCGUGUAUGGCGGGCGCGGUGCUUUGGGCGCAGCUUGCGUGAACCAUUUUAAGAAAGCUAAUUACUGGGUUGCAAGCGUCGAUCUCAAUCCGAACGACAGUGCAGACGUUAACAUUACAGUGCCUAAAGACGCCUCGUGGGUCCAGCAAGAGGAAUACGUCGUAAACGAGCUUGGAGCGGCAUUGCAAGGCCAGAAAGUGAAUGCCGUGAUUUGCGUGGCCGGUGGCUGGGCUGGCGGCAACGCGGCGAAGGAUCUGAGUAAGCAAGCGGAACUAAUGUGGCGUCAAUCUGUUUGGAGCUCAACGAUUGCUGCGACAGUGGCUGCGAAAUACCUCAGCCCUGGAGGUCUGAUCGCUCUGACAGGAGCUAAAGCCGCGUUAGAGGGCACACCUGGAAUGAUUGGAUAUGGUCUUGCUAAAGGUGCUGUACACCAACUAACACAAUCCUUGGGCAGUAAAGACUCAGGUUUGCCAGAAAACUCUCUUGCAGUUGCAAUAUUACCUGUAACCUUGGAUACAGAAAUGAACAGGAAGUGGAUGCCUAAAGCAGAUUUUGGUUCAUGGACACCCCUUACCUUUGUUGCCGAGCUGUUUGGGAAAUGGCUGAAAGGAGAAGAGAGGCCUCCGAGCGGCAGUCUUGUUGCUCUGGUAACUAAAGACAAUAUAACUGAUUUGAUUGUACAAUAAUUCAUAAAUGUUCAUUGGGGAGUUGGCAACCAGAAUUAUAAAUGGUGUUUAAGACAAGUAUAUUAGUGUAACAAAAGCUUAGCUAAAUGGAACAUUUAUUAUGAUGACCACAGCCUGACAAUCAAAUGUCUUUAAUUAAUCUUCAGUCAUUAGUUCUCGGCCAACAAUUUAUUGAGACCAACUUAACAGGCAUGCACAUGCUUGGUGGGUACAGGAGAGUUCAUUUGACCACUUUCUGUGAUCAUCAGAUGAUCAUAGACUGUCCAUCAUGAGGAAAUUCACCUUAUAUUAUGACAAUGACAUUUAAAAUGUACUCAAAUUGUUUGAAACAUUAAUGGCUUCGAUUCUGUUAGUCAGUUGAAAGUCACUUUCUAUAAAUUUUAUAUGCUCAAAUCUUUCCAGUUCCUUAUGAUAACCUAAAUAACAGAACCCAAGUAAGGAACAAGUAUAAUAGUCAUCCGCAUGGAUAACUGUAGAAAAGGUGGUUUAUUAUAUUUAUUUGAUAACUCUAAGGUUGAUGCAAUAAUGACACUAUGUUAAAUCAGCCAUAACUUGUACUAAUUAUACAUUACAUGGUUGAUAAAAUAAAGAGAUAACAGUUUUUUAUAUUUGUAAUAUUGGCUGCCAAUCAAGGAACAUU
Pararge aegeria (speckled wood butterfly) is the source of this 1651-nucleotide messenger RNA. RefSeq names its product dihydropteridine reductase (gene Dhpr). Gene Ontology annotation, cellular component: cytoplasm. The transcript has a single exon. Gene Ontology annotation, molecular function: NADH binding; 6,7-dihydropteridine reductase activity; NADPH binding. The coding region runs from base 307 to 1011 and encodes 234 amino acids. The record is from RefSeq and is a predicted model, not a curated record. Gene Ontology annotation, biological process: L-phenylalanine catabolic process; tetrahydrobiopterin biosynthetic process. Lineage: Eukaryota; Metazoa; Arthropoda; Insecta; Lepidoptera; Nymphalidae.